AUGGCUUGGGCUUGUGUUAUGCCUGAAGAGUUAUCUAUUGUUCCAAAAGGUCUUGUGUGUUUAGCAAAUCUUGAUACACGUCAUCAGCCAGUACAUCGUUCAAUAUGGGAAUUACUCGAUAAAGAAAGACCUAAUGCACAACUUCGUUAUCGACUUGUUGAUAUUGAUGAACAAUAUCCACAUAGCAAAACAAAACGUGCUACAUACGAAUGGUACGUUCCAAAGGGCAUACUCAAAACAAAUUGGAUGCAUAAACAUUUGCAUUUAGUACCGAGUUUAAUAGUCAUAUUCUUUGAACUUGACUGGAAUGAUCCAUCAUUUAAAGAUAAAGAAAAUGAGUUAAAAAGUAAAAUUGAAAUGGUCAGAACAAGUCUCGAUGGCCGAGCUGCUACUAUUUCAAUAGUACUUCUUCAAAAUAAAAAUAGUUUUCCAACCGUCGACGAUGUCUAUAGUUCUGAACGUGAUCAAAUGGCAAAUACACUUUGUAAUUAUUUUGAUAUUCAAAAACGUUCUCUCUGUGUUUUACCAGUACUUCCACAACCAGAUAAUCUUUCAGCUUGGAUCGAUAGAUUAGAACAAACAUUUAUUGAAAGUAGUCAAAAUUAUUAUACAAAUGAAAUUCGUCUAGUUAAAAAACAUAAAGAAACAUUAAACAAUAUAACACAUCAACUAUUACAUAUUCGUCAUCAAUUUAAAGUUGGAUUUUUUUCUGAACUCAGACAAGAUAUUCCAAGUGCUGUUAAAUCGUAUAGAAAUGCGUAUAGUUAUUUAACAGAAAGUGCUCGUAUUCAUGAUACAAACAUACUUGAAAUGAAGAUGGUUGCUGGGUUUUUGACAUAUAAAAUAUGUCGCAUUUCAUUUGAAUUAUCACAACCAGUUGAAGCCAUUAAUCAUUUUCGUCGUCAUGCUGAUAUAUUUAAAAGUAAAGUUGGUCCAACCGAUUUAGUCUUCGAACAUAAAGCAUGGCUUUCGAAACAAUUUCAAACGUUUGCUGAUUUAUUUACACUUUGUCCAUUAGCAAUACAAACUCAACAUCCAGGUUUCUAUUAUCAAGAGGCAGCUUAUCAAUCGAUGGCUCGAAAACAAAUUUCACAAGCAUGCAAUCGGAUUGAACAAGCUGAUUUUGAUCCAAGUGAAUUUUUAAAAGGAACAGAAUUCUAUGGACAAAGACCAUGGAGACAACAUCAUCAAAGUAUGGAAAUUACUGAUGCUCAGAAAGAACGAGAAGCUAUCGCUGCAUUAAGAGAUGCUGAAUCCCGUAUUAACCAUUCCGAAUUAAUUAUUUCUUUAUUGGUGCAAGCUAUAACUCAUUUUAAAAAACACUCAUCAAAUCGGAUGAAACUUUAUUUAAUGUACAACCUAGCCGAGGAAUAUGUAUCAAGUAAAAAUUAUGAUAUAGCAUUAAAUUAUUAUAAUCAUAUUGUGCAAGCAUAUCGAAGUGAAAAUUGGUGGCUUAUAUUGGAAGCGGUAUUACCUGCUGCAUUGAAAUGCGCCUAUUUGAGUGUUAAUCUGCCAGAUUGGAUACGAUUUACUCUUGAAAUACUAAAUCCAAAUAUUAAUUUAUCAAGUCAAGUAAAAAAUCAAACUCAAAUAAAUCUUGAAAAUUUCAUUCUUAAAAAUAUUUUACCGCCAGUGGAAUCUACGAUGUCAUCGAAAGAUGAACAAUGGAAAGCAUUACUUGAAAAACGAGUAAUUCCUAUCGACGCUGAUGCAUUUAAAGGACUGCUGGAAUGUAAAGUUUAUUUUACGCACGAAGCUGUAUCUGUUGAUAGUGAAAUUAUUCUUCAAGUUGCAUUAAAAAAUGGUUUCCCAUUACCUAUUGAAUUUAGUCAAUUAUCGUUGAAUUUUAAUUUAAAAGAAUACAACACUUUAGUUCAUGUUACUGAUAUAGCACAGUUGAAAUUCUUGCCAGAUGAACAACGAAUAUUAUCUUUUAAUUUUGCACCGAAAAGUGAUCAUGUUCAACUGUUACUUGAAAUAACAUCCGUUUCGUUGAUCUAUGGUUCAGUCGAUCAAACUCAUAUUGAUUUUCAAUGGCGAACAAGUUUACACACGACUCCAUCGUUUCAACAAACAUUUCUUACACCCAGAUGGCGUACAAAAGCUGGCCAUGUUCUAUGGAAAAAUUUACCAAUGAGACGAAAAAUAAAUAUUAUUAUGCGAGCAGCAGAAGUUCAAUUAACUGUUGAACAUCAACUACCUGCACUUCUCUAUGAAUCCUAUCCAAUUAAAAUUAAAAUAAAAAAUUGUGAAAAUGUUGAUAUUCAUUCAGCAACUUUGACUUGUACGUGUUCAAGUUCAGAUGAUACCGCUGCAACAGCGGAUGACAGUCUUCUUUCUUAUUCAAUAGCGGAUAGCAACACUGAAACAACAGCACAUGCAUGCUCAAUCAAAUUAGAUACAAUUACUGAAGCUGCCGAAAUUGAUCAAGAUUUAUAUGUAAGAUGCAAUAAUAAUCGUCCUCGUGAAAUUACUAUUAGGCUCUCUUAUGAACGAUUAAAUUUACAUUGUAUGAAAGAAAUCGCGAUUCAAUUAUCUGUUGUCAAUCCGUUUUCUAUUCAAUUUCAAACAAUGGGAAUGAUGAUGGAACCUCUUGCUUCAUUACGUGCUCAGGAACCAUUUAUUUUAAUGAUUGAUACGAGAUGUACAUCAAUUAUACCAAUUACAAUUGUUAACAGUAGUUUUAAACCUAGUCAAUUUGUUAUUAGUGAUUGUGCAAUUGAAUCACAAAUCGAUAAUAUACAACUGAAAUUAGAUGAAGUAGUAGCUGAAGGUUUUUGUCUUCGUACUCAACCAAUUGCUGCGCCUAUUGUUCAAAAUCUUCUUGUCGGUGAAUACAGUUUAUAUUGGAAGCGAUCGAGCCAUCCAAACAUUCCGGAAUUAUGUACAACAUUUUCAUUAUCGGAUUUUAAUGUUGAACAACAGCAAGUUUAUAUUGAAGUUAACAUACCAAAUAAUGUACCUUUACAAGAACCAUUUCAAAUCAAUUAUCGUAUACAUAAUCGAUCAAAUAUUGUUCAUGAAUAUAAAGUUAAUCUUGAACAAAUUAAUGUAGUUGUUGCUGUCUCCGGUAGUACAGUGACAUCUUUACUUGUUCCACCGCACAGUUCAUCAGAUGUUACGUAUACAUUAGUCGCAACACUUUGUGGUUUCGUUCAAUUACCAAAAUUUAAACUAUCAAUGAUUCGUCCGCAAUCCCAAGAUGUCGAUGAAUCAAUUGAGAAAACAAUACCGACACAUAUUUUUGUUGUACCAUCAUCAAAAACUGAAUAG
Molecule: messenger RNA, 3273 nt
Organism: Rotaria socialis
Lineage: Eukaryota; Metazoa; Rotifera; Eurotatoria; Philodinida; Philodinidae
Source: the annotation of a GenBank genome assembly